GGUGAAGUAUACAAAGUGGCUGCUGGAGACUUUGCAUUUUUCGCAACUGGCUGGUUUUGAACUCGAUCCCACUUCAUACCAUUACAUGUUACUACUGCGCUUACACAUGCUAUUUGUCUUCACGGGUCUUCAUGAUUUUCUGGCUCAUCGCGUGGAAAGUCUGCGGAUACGGAUUGUUCAAAACUGGGGCCUACCAGACGUUUUAGAAUCUCAGGAACCACGUUCUGACCCAGCCUCAAGCGAUCUUGGUCAGCUUAUUCGUGAUCACGAAUCCACUUUGUCCGAUCUUGAGUCCAUCUGUUUACUAACCGAGUCAUCCAGUAUGCUUCGCAAUGAGAUCAACAAUCUUUGCCACAUGAGUCUUACUUUUCAGUCCUUGUGGUCUCAGUGUCGCUCCUACUCGGAUCUGCUACCUCGGCUAGUUGACCUGGGUUCCGCAUUUCACAAUCACAUCAAGUUCCUGGCUCAGCUUCUGUUUCGAGCGGUUCGUAUAAGCAAUGCAAGACGUUUGCUACCACUUGCCGAAACUUUUAUCAUUGCGUCCUCCUUCACUUAUCCUCCGUGACUGGCCUUUUUAAUAUCUCUUCUACCUCCUAUAUUCUCAUACAAUUGCUUUGAGCA
Messenger RNA from Dicrocoelium dendriticum, 621 nucleotides. NCBI's taxonomy places the organism in Eukaryota, Metazoa, Platyhelminthes, Trematoda, Plagiorchiida, Dicrocoeliidae. The record is from the annotation of a GenBank genome assembly.